AUGGAAAUAUUUGCUAACCAAAAAAUUCAGUGGAAAGAAAAUAAGUUUGUUAGAAGAACUGUUGUUGUUCGUGCUACUUUAGCUCAAAUGACUUGUGCUAAUGGAAUUGUUGCUAACAUUCCAUCACAAGGUUCUUUUCUUGUUUUAAGAUGGGGUGAGUGUAAAAGGCAUAAAAAAAAUUGUACAACUAGAAGAGUCAACGUCUUUCAAGUAUUAGCCUUUGGACAACCUCAAUGGGUAUGUCAGUCUCUGAUCGAAAACUCUCAACGCCUUGAUCGUGUGAUUUAUGCAAGUGCAACAAUUGGACUUUAUAAUAUUAGAUAUUCUCUUGAUUUCAUUCCUCCAACUCGUAAAGUUAAUCUUCAGUGUAUUGUCCCUGUAAAAUCAACACCUGAAGUCUCUAAAGUUUGUAAUUCUCCAUCUCUACCUUCGUUAACUACUCUCACCAAUGUCAUUCCUCAACUUUCUUGCUAUGUUCUCCCUCCAGUCAAAAAAGAUAAAGAAGAGAUAGAAAGAAGAGUAGUAUUACCGAGAAUUGA
Entamoeba nuttalli P19 is the source of this 539-nucleotide messenger RNA. RefSeq lists its product as hypothetical. The annotation marks the transcript as partial. The transcript has a single exon. Lineage: Eukaryota; Evosea; Mastigamoebida; Endamoebidae. The record is from RefSeq and is a predicted model, not a curated record.